UGGCUGAACCGUAACUACGAAGCAAACAUAUACUCGCACCGUUCAUAACCUUUCCCUUUCUCUCUCUCUCCGUCACGCUAUAUUCCAUCCCACAGAUCGCUCUCUCCCCCUCUCCCCGUUUCCCUCUCUCUCUCUCUCUCUCCGUUCGAUCUGAGCCGAAGCUUUGAUUGCGUUUGAAGAUGUCGUCGGCGUCGCCUCCGAUUCUCCCGAUCUCCAACCCCCAGACGACAUCCACCACCGCCAACACCGCCGCCGGGUCGGCCGUCCAGUCCCAGCCCCCGAUCGCCAACCCGGCCUUCCGGUCCUUCAUCAACCACCUCUCCGACUCCCUCCGCCACGGCCUCUCCCAGCGCCGCCCCUGGACCGAGCUCGCCGACCGCUCCGCCUUCUCCAAGCCGGAGUCGUUCUCCGAGGCCGCCCUCCGCGUCCGCAAGAACUACUCAUACUUCCGGGUCAACUACCUCGCCGUCGUCGCCCUCAUCCUCGGAUUCUCCCUCGUCACCCACCCCUUCUCCCUCCUCCUCCUCGCCGGCCUCCUCGCCUCCUGGCUCUUCCUCUACCUCUUCCGCCCCGCUGACUCCCCGCUUGUCCUCUUUGGCCGCACCUACUCCGACCGCGAGACCCUUGGCAUCCUCGUGGUCUUCAGCAUCGUCGUCAUCUUCCUCACCAGCGUCGGAUCUGUCCUCAUCUCCGCCCUCUUGGCCGGGGUGGCCGUUGUCUGCAUCCAUGGCGCAUUUAGGGCUCCGGAGGAUCUGUUCUUGGACGAGCCAGAGCCGGCUGCCACCGGAUUUCUCUCGUUCCUCGGCAAUGCUGCCUCAAAUGCUGCCGCUGCAGCUGCUCCGGCAGUCGCCUCCCGUGUCUGAGGUGACAUUCCAAUGAGAUCUGCUGAUGAAAGAUGAUCUAUUCGAAUUUUAGGAUCCAUAGAGAAAAUGAAUAAUCAUGAAAUUAUUAAAAGUUUUGUCAAUUGUUCUUUACAUAUAUAAUAGGAUUUGGAUAUGCUCUUUGACGAUCUGCUACUUCUUGCAUCUGUUAUGGAGGAGUUCGUUGUUAAUACGAUUUGUACGUUGGAGUUCCAUUUGAAUGAUAGUUGUGAAUCAAUCUUGGCCUGGUUGUCGAAUGUA
Messenger RNA from Punica granatum (pomegranate), 1121 nucleotides. The record is from RefSeq and is a predicted model, not a curated record. NCBI's taxonomy places the organism in Eukaryota, Viridiplantae, Streptophyta, Magnoliopsida, Myrtales, Lythraceae.